AUGAAACGACUGAAUCGGCACCUCAACCCGUCCGGGCGGAAAGAGGGGGUCGACGGGACGGCUUCUAGGGUCGAGCCGACCGAAGAGGAGCUCCCAGUCGCCGCCGCCGCCCACGGCAACAACACGUGGUUCCGCUUUCUCAGCAUGACCGAGGUGGAUCUGUCGACCGCGGAGGAUUUCCUGGAGUACGUGAAAGAGCACCCGUCCGCGACGGCGACGGACGCCGAGGUGCUGCUGAGUCCGCGGGUGGUCGACAACGCCGCCGCCUCGCAGCUGCUCGACGAUUUGAGGAACGAGGACAUGGUCCGGGGAUUUCAGAGACGCAUCGACUACACCUUGCAGGUCAACGAAGAGACGGACGUCUGGCGGCUUCGGCAGCGCUUUACCUGGCUCAUGUGGUACGACAUUGUCAAGGCCGUGCGGCCGGACGUGUCGGGGCGCCGGCUAGGGCGCAAGGUUAAGGAAGACGUCCGGGCCUUCGUCGCCACCGUGGAGUCGGACGAGGACCAGGUCGAGGUCAUCGUGGCGAACAUCUCGAGCUGGUGUCGCUACGGCAUGCGGCUACAGGCCAUGUGCGAUAUCUUCGGCGAAGGAUGUAUCUUGAUCCUCUUGCCGCAACUCACCUAUUCCUUCAUCACCGGCAAACGGAUGCACGUCGGCGGUCGGGGGUUUCAGGCCGCCAUGGAGCAUCUCGACAGUAUCGGGCUCAAGCAGGUGCUGGAUGACCACCCCCACAUCCAGGAACUGGCCGCGGCCAUGCGAGAGGUUCUCUGCAGCUCGGUGGCACGACAAGUGCCGGCCCACCUCCGCGCCCGAGGCUGGACCAGCAGCGGUGGCGACGCCACGGACCAGGAGACGCUGGCCCGUCCUGUAAAAGCGCUUCUGCCCACGGUCAAGUGUGGCCCCGUGCCAUCCCCGGGUAGCGACAUCCAACCCGCACAAACCCGCCUCAAUGUCAGAGGAGCGACCGGGAACACCGCCAUUCUCACCAUCACGACCAUCGUGGCAUCGACGAUGGCCGACGUCGAGCAGAAACCGCCGACCCUGCCGCUGAUCCCACAGGCUCUCGGCGACAUACACGCUCUGGAUCACGAGUCGCUGCUCCGUCACUGUGCACUGCGGAAGCUCAACACGUCGGGCGACAAGAGACUCCUGAACCGCCGACUGCAGGCGUGGUACCUGGUCGACGACGAAGCGGACCUGGCUCUACGGGGGGGACGGGAACGCCGCCGCCACCGGCGGUCGGGGGGGCGGCCGAGCGUCCUCUCCUCCCCGGCGCCGUCGACGGGUGGGGCACACGGCCACGACACGAAUCUACGCCGCUGUCUCCUCGACGUGCUGGUCCGCGGCCUCACGGUGUAUGUGUUUGUAGGAGUGGCGAAACAGGCGCUGGCGGGCUAUGGGGACGAGAAGCUGCGGGCGCUCGAGCCAGAAGAGUAUCGGGAGUGGCGGCACAAGACCCAGUCGCGGAUCAUGUGGGCGCAGGGCGUCUUCAUCUUUGCCCCGCUCCUGCAUCGGCUGUGUACGCUGCUCGAGACCGGGUUCGCGAGGGAGGGGACGGCGGCGACGUGUGCGUCCCUACAUACGGAUGGUUACCGGGUACACGGGGGAAAAGACAUGGGCAUGACAGAGGUCGUCGAAUUCCACGACCCUCUUGCUUUCAGUCACGGAUCCAACCGCUGCAUCGACAACACCGCACGCACGUCCAACCAGCUGCGUUUUCCCGAGACCUGGGGCGUCGAUGGCUGUCAGCAUGUUCCACGGCGAGAGGUCAUCAACAUCGUCCACGAGGUUCCGGGGCAGGCGGAAAAGGAGCCCGGCUGGUGGCGCGAAACGACCUUUUCGACCCUGCGAAUCCCGUAA
Fonsecaea erecta is the source of this 1863-nucleotide messenger RNA. RefSeq lists its product as hypothetical. The record is from RefSeq and is a predicted model, not a curated record. Bases 1 to 1863 code for a protein of 620 amino acids. NCBI's taxonomy places the organism in Eukaryota, Fungi, Ascomycota, Eurotiomycetes, Chaetothyriales, Herpotrichiellaceae. The transcript has 5 exons.